AUUAUUUACAACGAUCACACAGUAGCCCACGCAGUGUGAGAAUAAAAAAAUCACGUUAGUGGAUUUUUUCUAAUAAAAAAAAAAUUAAAAAUUAUGCUUUUCAGUAAGAUUUUAAGUGAAGUGUGUAAGAUAAAAAGUUCCUGAUUAACUUCUCGAUAAAAUGGUUGAUUCACGAAUUAUAUUAAAUGAUGUGACUCACCUCAAUACGAGCACUGAUCUAUCACUCUCGAUGGCAUAUAGAGUCUCAAAGAGUGGUUGUUGGGGAGUGUGUGUGCAAAAAGAAAAGUCGACAUUCUCCACACCAUCGGACACUGUACAGGCCAAUCAACCACACAUAGAUGCCAGCGAAUGGAAAUUGUUCGGGGCUCCAACUGCACGGGCAACGAAAGACUUGUUCAGUCGCUCAAGAAACGAACCUGGAGUCGGACGUGCUCCAAAACGGUGCCCAACUCACAAAAUUUGUGGUGGGAGAAGUCUUCAGAGAUCUCACUUUUUUGUUCCUCCAACCGAGGAGGUGACAAUUUUUUGGGGAGUUUUCCUGUAUAUACGCCAAAAAUUGGGAUACUUUCACUGACAGACGAGGGAGCCUUUUGGUAGUGCAAGAUACAGGAAUAAAAUUGCCAAGGUGAGCUGAAGUUGAGUGGCUUUUCGUAACACCUUUUCUUCAGCAAUAUCCAAUUGCAAAGUGUGUGAAAGUUGUGUGGAUUUUUUUUUUCUGCUCCAACCAAGUCUUGUAAUGUUGAGUAGUUUUCUUUGGAGUGUAUUGGAUAUUUCUUCAUAAAAUAUUUCUUCAUUGAAUAUUUUCACUAUUCAGACCCUGAUAUUUGGAUUUGUUCAUCAAAUAUUCAAAUUCAGUGAAUUUGUGUGUGAUUUGUUUGAAUUUCUGAAUUAGUCAGGAAAAAAAGAGAGAGUUUACAUUAGUUUGAGAUCGAGACGUUUUGAAGAGAUAAAAAAAUAGCUGCAAUAUCCAGCAAAAUAGUGAUGUGUGGAUUUUUCAUCUUUUUUUCACCACUGAAAAACCAUAGAGCAAAAUAGAGAAAAAAGAGAGAGAGAGAGAAGAGGAAAGAAAAGCGCGAGCCUUCUUGUGUGUAUUAAAUAUUAAACCGUAUUGAAUUACUUCUGUUGGACACACUACCGCUGCUGAUGGUGGAUACACAUUCAAAAGGCAAGAGUCGGAAUUGUGAAAGGAAUAUCAUUAAACCGUGAAAUACACCAACAACAGCAAGUAGGCUCUAGCCUCAGCACGCGGAGAUGUCUGCCAUCAGACAUCGGCCGUUGCUGGGAUCAGCGGCCAAUGGUGGGGACAGCGAUGAUAACUUCUCGGAUGAUGAGAGCACUCCGCUGACCCAUGACAUCUACGGCGGCAGCCAGCGAACGGUGCAUGAGACAAAAGGCUGGGAUGUUUUCCGGGAUCCGCCCGUGAAGGUGGACAGUGGAUCCAUGGCCAAUCAGGCGUGUAUGGAUUUCACUGUUAAAAUACUCAAAGUAAUUGCCUACCUGUUGACAUUCGUCAUUGUUCUGGGUGGUGGCGUCAUUGCCAAGGGCUGUGUUCUAUUUAUGACGUCGCAAUUGAAGAGGGAUCGAAAGAUACCCUACUGCAAUCGCGAUAUAGCGCGUGAGAAGCAAUUUGUUGUUACACUGCCGGAGGAGGAGAGGGUGGCGUGGUCGUGGGCCCUACUGAUUGUCUUUGCAAUUCCUGAGGUUGGUGCCCUGAUCCGAUCUAUGCGAAUAUGCUUCUUCAAGUCGUGGAAACGACCUCUCACCACACACUUCCUCUUUGUCACCCUCAUGGAGACACUCCAUACAGCCGGAUUGGCCUUGUUGUUCUUUGUUGUGCUGCCAGAGUUGGAUGCUGUUAAGGGGGCUAUGCUCACAAAUUGCCUCUGUGUUGUUCCUGGCUUCCUGGGUUUGCUGUCGCGCACCAAGAAGGAGGGACGACGGGCUGUGAAGGCCAUCGUAGAUAUUGCUGCAAUUGCUGCCCAAGUCACGGGAUUUGUUGUAUGGCCACUGCUGGAGAAUCGUCCAGUUCUCUGGGUGAUACCAAUUGCUGCCUUUAUGACUUCGUGCGGUUGGUGGGAGAAUUAUGUGUCGCCUCAGAGUCCAUUUAGCUUCGUGCGUGGGCUGGGAAAGAUCAAGGAAGAACUUCGUGUUACAAGAUACUUUUCCUACAUUUUUCUAUCCAUUUGGAAGGUCAUGAUCUUUUUCUGCUCUGUUCUGCUGAUUUGGUGGAUUCAGGGAGAGAAUGUGGCCAAUUUCUUUAGUCUCUUUGGCCCUGGAUUUGGACCACAUAAAAUUGUGGUGGAAGAGGUGGUGUCUGCGAGCCAAGCUCUUCCAGAUCUUCUCAAUGCUGGACAAAUUGGUGAUACGAUCGAUGUAGAUGCUUCCUAUAAUACUGUCAUCUAUAUGAUUGUUAUUCAGGUUCUUGCUGCCUACUUUUGCUAUGUCUUCGGGAAGUUUGCCUGCAAGAUCUUAAUUCAGGGCUUCAGUUAUGCCUUCCCGGUGAAUCUCACAAUUCCCGUGUCCAUAUCCCUUCUGAUUGCAGCCUGUGGCAUUCGAAAUGGUGAUCCGUGCUUCUUCCAUGGUUCAAUUCCUGACUACCUCUUCUUCGAUAGUCCUCCAGUUUUUCGUUUGAGUGAUUUUGCAUCACGACAGAUGGCUUGGGCAUGGUUACUCUGGCUUCUUUCCCAAACCUGGAUAACUCUACAUAUUUGGACACCGAAAUGCGAACGUCUGGCCACGACGGAGAAACUCUUCGUGAGUCCAAUGUACAAUGCUCUGCUGAUUGAUCAAUCAAUGGCACUAAAUCGCAGAAGAGAUGAUCAGGCAGAUGUAAAGACAGAGGACUUGGCAGAGAUUGAGAAGGAGAAGGGAGAUGAGUACUAUGAAACGAUAUCUGUCCACACAGAAGGAUCUGCUGUGCAGAAACCCAGUGUGAAAUCUUCUGAUCAAAUCACAAGAAUUUAUGCUUGUGCUACGAUGUGGCACGAGACGAAGGAUGAGAUGAUUGAGUUCUUGAAGAGUAUUCUGCGUCUGGACGAAGAUCAGUGUGCUCGGAGAGUGGCUCAGAAGUAUCUGAGAAUUGUAGAUCCUGACUACUAUGAAUUUGAAACCCAUAUUUUCUUCGAUGAUGCCUUUGAAAUUUCCGAUCAUAGCGACAGCGAUAUUCAGGUCAAUAGAUUCGUCAAGCUCUUAGUGGCCACAAUUGAUGAAGCUGCAUCGGAUGUCCAUCAAACUAACAUCAGAAUUCGUCCACCGAAAAAAUACCCAACGCCCUAUGGAGGACGUCUCGUUUGGACUCUGCCCGGAAAGACGAAAAUGAUUGCUCAUUUGAAGGACAAAGAUCGCAUAAGACACAGAAAACGCUGGUCUCAAGUGAUGUACAUGUACUACUUAUUGGGUCAUCGGCUCAUGGAAUUGCCCAUAUCUGUUGAUCGGAAAGAUGUUGUGGCUGAGAAUACUUAUCUCUUGACACUCGAUGGUGACAUUGAUUUCCAACCCAGUGCAGUGACUCUGCUGGUGGAUUUGAUGAAGAAGAAUCGCAAUCUUGGUGCUGCUUGUGGACGAAUUCAUCCCAUUGGAUCUGGUCCAAUGGUGUGGUAUCAAAAGUUCGAAUAUGCCAUUGGUCAUUGGCUGCAAAAGGCAACUGAACACAUGAUUGGAUGUGUACUCUGUAGUCCUGGAUGCUUCUCACUGUUCCGCGGGAAAGCUCUGAUGGAUGACAAUGUGAUGAGGAAGUAUACAACAAGAUCUGAUGAGGCUAGACACUAUGUCCAGUACGAUCAGGGUGAAGAUCGAUGGCUAUGCACUUUGUUGCUUCAGCGAGGAUAUCGUGUGGAGUAUUCAGCUGCAUCGGACGCCUAUACACACUGCCCGGAAGGUUUUACAGAAUUCUACAAUCAACGUCGCCGGUGGGUGCCUUCGACAAUUGCCAAUAUCAUGGAUUUGCUGACGGACUACAAGAGAACCAUUAAGAUAAAUGACAACAUCUCUCUUCUCUACAUCUUCUACCAAAUGAUGUUGAUGGGUGGUACAAUUUUGGGUCCAGGCACGAUCUUUCUUAUGUUGGUCGGUGCCUUUGUGGCGGCAUUCAAAAUUGACAAUUGGACCUCCUUCUACUACAACAUUAUACCCAUUAUCCUCUUUAUGCUUGUCUGCUUUACGUGCAAGUCCAAUAUUCAGGUGAUUGUGGCUCAGAUACUGUCAACACUCUAUGCAUUGGUGAUGAUGGCAGUGAUAGUGGGUACGGCACUUCAAUUGGGCGAGGACGGCAUUGGAAGUCCAUCGGCUAUAUUCUUGAUAUCACUAUCGGGGUCAUUUUUCAUAGCAGCCUGCCUGCAUCCGCAGGAAUUUUGGUGUGUUACUGCUGGCAUUAUCUACCUCCUGUCCAUUCCGUCCAUGUACCUCCUGCUCAUUCUCUACUCCAUCAUCAAUCUCAAUGUCGUGUCUUGGGGCACUCGUGAGGUGGUGGCCAAGAAGACCAAGAAGGAGUUGGAGCAGGAGAAGAAGGAGGCCGAAGAGGCAGCAAAGCGUGCCAAGCAAAAAUCACUGCUGGGCUUCCUACAGAAUGGCGUGGGGCAGAAUGCUGAUGAAGAGGGAGCUAUUGAGGUGUCUCUAAAUGGGCUGUUCAGGUGUAUGCUGUGCACUCAUGGGAAAACCACCGAAGAAAAGGCACAAUUGUCCCACAUUUCUGAAUCUCUCGAUGCCAUUCAGAAGCGCCUGGAGACACUGGAGAAAGUUGUCGAUCCUCAGGGACAUCAUCACCAUCACCAUCGUCGACGAACAACUUCUGCCAGUUCGCGCGAACACCAACUUGGCUCCGUAGCAGAAGGCACGGAGAAUGAAAGUGAAAACAGCGAUUCAGAGUCAUCCACUGUGCAGCGUGAGGAACGAGAUUUCCUCACAAACCCGUACUGGAUCGAGGACCCUGAACUGAGGAAGGGAGAGGUGGAUUUCCUCUCUAGUUCAGAAAUUCAAUUCUGGCGCGAUCUCAUCGACAAGUAUCUCUAUCCGAUUGAUCAAAAUAAGGAAGAACAGGCCCGAAUAGCGACUGAUUUGAAGGAUCUGCGGAACAAUUCAGUGUUUGCAUUCUUUAUGAUAAAUGCACUUUUUGUUUUAAUUGUCUUCCUGCUGCAAUUGAACAAAGAUAAUCUCCACGUGAAAUGGCCCUUUGGCGUGAAAACAAAUAUUACAUAUGAUGAGACCACUCAAGAGGUUCACAUCUCCAAGGAAUAUCUCCAAUUGGAACCAAUUGGUCUUGUCUUUGUGUUCUUCUUUGCCCUCAUCUUGGUCAUUCAAUUCACUGCCAUGCUGUUUCAUCGUUUUGGUACCCUCUCCCACAUCCUUGCGUCCACUGAGCUCAAUUUGUGCUUCAACAAGAAGAGUGAGGAUCUCUCACAGGAUGCCCUGAUAGAUAAACAUGCGGUGGAAAUAGUGAAAAAUCUGCAGAGAUUGCAGGGCAUAGAUGGUGACUAUGACAAUGAUUCAGGCAGUGGACCAGAUCGCAUUGCCAGGAGGCGAACUGUGCACAAUUUGGAGAAGGCACGACAGCCCAGAAGACAAAUUGGCACACUAGAUGUGGCCUUCAAGAAGCGUUUCCUCAAACUCACGGCUGAUGCUGAAAAUAACCAAGGUACUCCAAUAUUAACGCGCCGACUGACAAUGCGACGGGAGACAAUCAGGGCACUAGAGGUCAGGAAGAAUUCGAUUAUGGCCGAAAGACGAAAGUCCCAAAUGCAAACACUAGGAGCCAAUAAUGAAUAUGGAAUAACGACGUCAAACAAUAUGAACAACAAUUUGGGAGUUCCUCCACCGCGGAAUCAUAGAACAUCAAAUGCAGGUAUCAACGUGAAGGAAUUGUUUGACGUCAAUGGAGGUCCUGCACAGCCAAUUUAUGGUACAACUACUGGACAGGUUAAUCAAGCCUAUGAGCCAGUAAUCGACGAAGAGGAUCGCAAUUCACUACGUUUGACGCCACGAAAUCAAGUUUCGUGGAGUAAUAGCACUGAUAGAAGACUUUAAGGAAAAAGAAAAUCUGUAACAAUAUUCUCAUGUAUAGGUAUUUUAAUUAAUUUGUAGAAAUUAUUUUGAUUACUGUUGAAAAUGAUUGUGUUCUUCCUACAAGACACUGCCCCAAUUGUAUACACCCUCCAAAUAAAAAAAAAAGAGAAACUGAUUCAAAUACUCUCCUCUAGGAAUAAUUUUUAUACUCUUUUUUUUCUUUCAAUCUCUGCCAACCGAUUGGUUUGCAUUUCAACCUUUAUUCUCGUAAUAAUAAUUUUUUUUAUUAUAAAUUAUUUUACACUUGAUUUCUCUACUCAACUAAAAAAAUGGAAAUAAUUUUAUGCUAUUCGCUUUUACAAGUUGGUAGUUUUUUUUGUUUGUUUCCGCUAAAUUCUCAAAUUGUAAUUCAUUUUUCCUCUGUUUUAUUUUUUUCUUUUUGCAACUUGGAAAGAAAGAAAAGAAAAUGUGAUCAAGGAUUUAUUACUCAUUUUGUAUUACUUUUUUUAUUAUGUAUAAUUGUAUUUAUCACAAAGAAACAAAUUCUUACUCAUUAAUUGUAUAUUAGAGAGAUGCAAUAAAAAUGUUGAUAUUUGCCGAAAAAAAAA
This is a messenger RNA of Phlebotomus papatasi, 6605 nucleotides long. RefSeq names its product chitin synthase chs-2 (gene kkv). The transcript is spliced from 13 exons. Gene Ontology annotation, cellular component: cell septum; cell periphery. Gene Ontology annotation, molecular function: chitin synthase activity. NCBI's taxonomy places the organism in Eukaryota, Metazoa, Arthropoda, Insecta, Diptera, Psychodidae. The record is from RefSeq and is a predicted model, not a curated record. Bases 1252 to 6018 code for a protein of 1588 amino acids.